AUGGAUCUUCCCCCCCCCUCAUUGCCGUCGAAGUCUCCAGAGGCGAUGGGCGCCUCUGGAGAUCAGCCUCAGCCCGCAAGUGGUUCAACAUCCUUGCAGCCCUCGUCUCAGCUUCCUGUGUCGUCUACUUUGCCUGGUCCUUCUUCUUCAUCGCAGCCUAUCUCCUCCUCUCCACCGUCCAAUGACUCUGGUACUGCUUCAAACACGGAGUCUACCCCAACAACGUCGGAAAAUGUGUCUGGCACUCAAACUCCCGCGCCAGCGACUAUGGUUGCCCCGCCUGUCCUGCCUUUCCGUGGAGUGAAUUUUUCCUCCGUUCGUGUCCCUCGUCCCUUGGAGCUGGUAUCACCGGCUAUGAUACUUCUUGUUAUCACGGUUGGCCAUAUUGUCGGUAUUUUUGAUAGAGAAGAUCAAAUCGACAUGGGUAUCCUGUUUUUGGUUCCCGGAUACGCUAUUCGACAGUUUUUUUCAUGGGCGGAGGCCAUUGCCUAUUACACGGAGCGUUUUAACGCAGGCAAUGUCCGGAUUGUUCAGCCCGUCCGAUCAAACUCUGAUCACACGGCUUUGUCAUUGGCGCCCACUCCCACGGUUUCAUCAUCAGCGCCUAUUCCUCCAGGCCACAAUCCACGCACUGCUUCGACUUCAUCCUCUUCCCCGCCCACUCUCCCCACAGCACCAACUUCUCGUUGUCAUCCGACUUCUUCGAAUUCCGCUGGUUCUGCGGCCUCUGCAUCGUCACGGUCUACGGCUUCACAGAAGAUUCAGGAUUCAAACGCUCGAUUUGGGACGGAACCAAACCCAAUCCCAAUUGGGUUUGGUGAUGCACUCACUGCACGCGCCAUCCGUUUGUCACGACAAUACAGGAGCCCCACGCGUGGUUCAUCGACUUCGCGAAUUAGAGCUCCUGGUACUCUGGGUAGUCCCAUUCGGCCUUCCAAGAGGCUCAGGAUCAUCAAGUCUCGCAAGAAUACAGCGGCCACGAAGACUCCGUCUUGGGAUGACUCGGAUGAAGAUGCACAGGUCGUCAAAUCUCGGACAAAUAAAGGUAAAGCGCCAGUUAGGAACGCCAACAACGACGUAUUUUCGUCUAGCAGUGCCGCCGGUACAGGACCCCCCCCGCCAUAUUCCACUACAAUCGCGGCAUCCAGUUCGUCGAACCCACCCGCUCUGGAUUCCAGCUCCUCCGCUACCGCCUCCGUCACACCUUCUUUGGCAGCACCACCGUCUCCCAACUGGGGCCAAGGCCCUUCGCGUCCAGCAACUCCCUAUCCCCCUUACACUUCUGAUGAUUUCUAUGCCGGUCGCUGGUCCUUCACAAGGGAGGAUCGCGCUCUUUUUGAGCGCCUUGGAGAAGUUAUACGGGAUGAAUUGGCUACAGCGGCGACUCCUUCGGAUUGGCCAACUCUUUCUGAUGAAGCACAUGAACGUCGUCGAGAUCUUCUCCGUGUAAUUGGACAGCACCUUGUAGGAUUGUAUCCAAGAUCGCCUCAGCCCACUUCGUCGUCAUCGAAUGCCCCAAAUGUGCUCAUCAAUGGUGCAGGUUCUUCACAGAGUCAGGCAGGGUCUUCACAGAGCCAGGCAGGUUCUUCACAGAGUCAGGCAGGGGAUUCCUUACCUGCGGAUGUCAUGGACACGUCAUCGGAUGGAAACACCUUGGAUGAUGGCUUGGAAAGACCGGAUGAGCCGUGA
Psilocybe cubensis is the source of this 1689-nucleotide messenger RNA. RefSeq lists its product as uncharacterized. NCBI's taxonomy places the organism in Eukaryota, Fungi, Basidiomycota, Agaricomycetes, Agaricales, Agrocybaceae. The transcript is spliced from 3 exons. The record is from RefSeq and is a predicted model, not a curated record. The coding region runs from base 1 to 1689 and encodes 562 amino acids.